AUGACUGCUUCAAUUGUGCUCGAGGCAUCGCCUGAGCAUAUAGCCUAUGCACUCCUAGGCUGCUUCAUCAUUGUCUUUGGACUAGUCAGUCUAUUUGUCAAGGAAAAGCUGUUCAUUUCCGAAGCUUUUGUAUCGACUGUCUUCGGCAUCAUCAUCGGGCCCUACGCAAUUGGGAUCUUUGAUCCCUUAGGAUGGCAGGAGUUUGACCAGGUCACACUUGAGUUCACACGGAUCGUCAUUGCAGUCCAGGUCAUGGCCGCAGGAGUGUCUUUACCAAGGGCCUAUAUUGUCAAGGAACGACUGUCACUUUUCAUGAUGAUCGUACCCCUCAUGGUCCUGAUGUGGUGCACGUCUGCCCUGUUAAUCUGGGGCCUGAUUCCCAACCUCGGCUUUGUCGAAGCAAUGGUCAUCGCAGCAUGUGUCACCCCUACAGAUCCAGUCUUGUCCAACUCGGUCGUCAAGGGUCGCUUUGCUGAGAAGCAUGUGCCUCCUCGUAUUCGUUAUCUUCUCUCUGCUGAAUCCGGCAUCAACGAUGGUAUGGGACUUCCCUUCUUGUUCCUGGGUCUCUAUCUCCUCCGCGAACAAACCGCUGGUGUAGCCAUUGCCAAGUGGUUCUACCUUGUCUGGGCCUACCAGAUCCUUUUAAGUAUCAUCAUUGGCGGUAUCAUCGGAUUUGCGGCAAGGAAGCUCGUUAAGGGAGCUAAAAACAGAAAAUUGAUUGAUAAGGAAUCCUUUUUGGUGUUUUCGAUCGCCUUGGCCCUCGCAGUUGCUGGUAUUGUCAGCAUCUUGGCGUCCGACGAUCUGUUGGCAUGCUUUAUUUGUGGCAACAUUUUCGCCUGGGAUGAUUGGUUUUCGAACGAGAUUGCAGAGGCACACAUUCAGGAGAUCAUCGAUAUGUUGCUGAACUUGGCUUGCUUUGUCUACAUUGGAGCAUCGAUCCCCUUCUCCAGCUUUGGGGAUCCCGCCCUGGGAUUGACUGUGUGGCGCAUGAUUAUCCUUGCAGUCGUGGUGCUGAUGUUCCGACGACUGCCCUUCGUGAUAGCACUGAAGCCGCUUAUACCAGCGUUAACGACAUAUCGUGAGGCGGCCUUCGCCGGAUGGUUCGGACCUAUUGGUGUCGGUGCCGUGUUCUUCUCAAAGGUCACCGCAAUGCUGACACAUCCGGAGCACAUUGGCGAGGACGCUCAUAAUUUAGAGAAACUGAACCGAGUGCGCGCCGUGAUCUUUCCUGUGGUGAUGUUCCUGGUUUUUUCGAGUGUCUUAAUCCAUGGUGUCACUGUGCCGUUGCUCCACCUC
Messenger RNA from Gamsiella multidivaricata, 1296 nucleotides. Its product is annotated as Cation/H+ exchanger. Gene Ontology annotation, biological process: proton export across plasma membrane; sodium ion export across plasma membrane; regulation of membrane potential. Gene Ontology annotation, molecular function: sodium:proton antiporter activity. Gene Ontology annotation, cellular component: plasma membrane. The transcript is spliced from 6 exons. The record is from RefSeq and is a predicted model, not a curated record. The annotation marks the transcript as partial. NCBI's taxonomy places the organism in Eukaryota, Fungi, Mortierellomycota, Mortierellomycetes, Mortierellales, Mortierellaceae.